AUAAAUGGCGGAAGCCCGUUCGGUAUACCCUCUCCAACACGAAAGAAUCAAUUGCCACACAAUAGCGUGAGGAAUGAUAGCGAGGAUGUUAUUGAUCUGUCUAUUUCAGAUUCACAUGAAAAAAGAUUUGGAGAAAUAUCCACAAAGUUAUCUACUCUGUCGCUAAAUAGUCAAAAAGGAAAUGUCGAUAAAGUGCAACAAAGGUUGAAUAGCGAAUUAUCAAAAGAUUCUUCUACCACAGUAGUGAUGAUAAGUCUGGACAAUAACGUUAAAGUGCAUAUAACGCAAUCAAAGAGUCCUAAUAAACUUAAUGCCAAUACUGACGUUUCAAUAUCAUCUGAAGAGGGAAAAAAAUCAAACAAAAUUCAUCGGUCCAAGACCCCUCCACCUCCACCAAUUCGCUUACCGAUAGAUUCCAGUCCUGCCAUACCGGACGAUAAUUUUAUAGAAACUAUCAACAAGGAGUUUUUCCAAACUCCUUCAGUAAUUUCUCCAAACAAUGAAUUGCCGACAGUUCCAUGGCUAUCGUCGUCACCAACAUUAUCAAUGCGUACAGCAUUGCCACUGGUGAUAAAACGGCCAGUAACACCAACAAAGCAGUUGUAUAUUGACUUAACAAAGGAUUUUACAGCUUCUAAGAAAGAUCUUUCAAGAAAAAAUCGAAAGGCUGAAAAGGGCUCUGGACGAAAAAUUAGGAAGGGAAAGGAGGUGAUUGUUGCGCAAACUGAUGAAUGUGAAAGGAUCCUAUUUGUUCCCGGACGUUCUAAACUUGUUUGGGUAAAAUUUGAUGAUUGGAUCAAUCAUGGUCUUUCAGAGGAAACCAAACGACAGUUGAAGUCAGAAAUGGAGAAACCAAUUUCUGAUAAGGACGAAGCUGGUUUCAUAUAUGCGUAUAGGUUGGUAGAAGGUCUUUCAACACAACGUGACUCUAAUCUCACACUAUACAAAGUUGGUAGAGCCACCAAUGUCCACCGGCGUUUAUAUCAGUGGUCUCACCAUUGUGGCUAUACGCCUGAAUUGAUCGAACUUUUUCCUCAUAUCAAUCAAACGAGCUCAUUUAGUUCUCAUGAAUCGUUUUUGGAAACAUUGUUGAAUGAAGAAAGUGAUGGCAGUAACUCAUUCAACGAUGAACGGUUAGAACAAUUCGCUCAUAUCCCAAAGUGUAAAUAUACACAUCGAGUUGAGCGCCUUAUUCACAUAGAAUUAAGUGAAAAGUUUAGAGUAGAUUUGGGGAAGUGUUCGGGAUGUGGGAACAUUCAUAGAGAAUGGUUUCAAGUAAGAGCAGGUAACGACGGUUGGGAAGAAGUACGAAAAGUCAUUGUCCAUUGGAUGACUUAUGUUGAAAAGCAUUAUGGA
This is a messenger RNA of Cetraspora pellucida, 1356 nucleotides long. The record is from the annotation of a GenBank genome assembly. Lineage: Eukaryota; Fungi; Glomeromycota; Glomeromycetes; Diversisporales; Gigasporaceae.